AUGGCUACCCUCAAGUCCACAACGCCUCGGACUGUACAACCACGGCUCCUUGAUUGUGCAUCUUCGGAACGUGACGAGUCGAAACAGGUUGCCAUAAUUUCGAAAAGACCGCCAUUAUCCAACCUACCCGUUAACAAUCAUAUCAGGAAAGUUGAUCCUCCGUUGAGUGAGAAACAUGAGAACUCGGCAGGACAGGAGUUGGCGAGGACGUUGAGAGGAGGAGCCUCCCAGAACAAGCCAAAGCUGGGCACCUGUGGCUUCAAAGUGCGAGACCAUACUGGAAGUUCUUCAAACUGCACAAUCUCGGUUUUGACCGAGAAGAAGCGGAAUGGUAAAGGAAUAUCGCCAUUCAGUAAAGCAAAUACAUGUCCCACAGCACCGAAGGCCACCAGCGAGCCCAUAUUCAAACUCUGCACAGACGAGAAAACCCUGUACCUCAACCGCACUGGGCUAUCUUUGUUGCUAAAUUCUGGCGUUGUCGACACUCAAUUCGAUCAUCCAAGUACCGUCUUUCCAGCACGCACGUCGACCGGUGGAUCGCCCGGGAGGCCUACCAGACUGGGGCAGCCUCCGAAGCCACUGCCCGCCAUCUCCAACCAUGCCAGUAGUGUUAGCCAGACAGAGAAAGCCAAGGAAAAGUCUUCGAGUGAAACCGACCAGUCUUUUUUUCUACAGCUUACGGGAACAAUUCAAGGCGGCAAUAAGGAUGCACUUCGAGAGUCAUACGACAGGAGUCUCUUACCUACAAAUGACACAAAGCAGGUGUACCUGGGGAAAUCACUUCUGAAGGUGAUUCCACCUGGAAUCAUAUCGCAUUUCUUGCAGAACAAUACAACAUGUCUAUCCUUGCUGCCUGAGGGUCGGAGGUGUAGAAUCGGCCAUGCCACAAGGUGCUCCUUAGCUCAGAUCCAGAGCAUCAUGUCAUUCAGCACUGGAACAUUCAUGGAAAAUAUCCAACAGUUGGUGCAACUGUCGUUCUGCGCUGUGCAUCGGAAGGUCGCUUUGAGAGAAAUCCAAAACUGGGAAGAGGAGCUCCAAGAAUUGACCAAAAUGCACGAGCUCAAAUCGACAGCUUUGCCCCAGAACAAGCGACUACAGGCUAUUAUCCGCUGGAUGUGUCUUCUUCAUCAGUCAGCAGGUACAGAAAUCCCUGAAGACACUCAACUCCUGCCCGUGGAGGUUGAAAACAUUGCCCUGCCUAUAAACCCAAUCCAACAGCUCCAGCCCUACAAACCCCAAAGGUUGAAAGGGUCGGUGAAUGAAGAGCUGAAAAAGCUGCUCACCAAACCUCUACCAAACGCCGAUGUCGAACGCCGGGGAUCAAUUUACAUAUUCUGGCAGCGCCCAAAUUUCGGUCACCUCAAGAUUGGCCGGACAAACAAUGUUCGCGGCCGUCUAGAAGAGUGGAACAAGCAAUGCAAAAAGGAGUUGAUGGGACUUUUCCCUGAUUUGUCCAAAGAAUCAAACGAGAGCUCGCCCGAUUUCCAAAAAUUGCGCCACAUUGGGCGUAUCGAGGCUUUGGUCCACACGGAGCUGAUGAACUACCGGAGAUGCGAACCUAAAUGCCCAGGCUGUGAUAAAAAGCAUAUCGAGUGGUUUGAAACGUCUCAGGACCACGCAGUACGGGUCGUUCGCAAGUGGAACGCCUGGAUGGCGACAGAACCUUACGAGAAACAUAUAGUAGAUGACAAAGAAGAAUGGAUCCUGAAAUCUGAAGAAGAGGCACGCAUAGAUCAGCUGUGCCAACCGGAACUGCCCUCCCCUUCCUCUUCUCCACCGUCAAGGAGAGACAAAGGACCCCGUCGCGCCCGACACUCGCUUCCAGGCACCCGAAACUCGCCUCCAAGAAAAGAGAUCAGGAGAAUAAGUAUCUAG
This is a messenger RNA of Penicillium chermesinum, 1875 nucleotides long. Its product is annotated as GIY-YIG nuclease family protein. The transcript has a single exon. Lineage: Eukaryota; Fungi; Ascomycota; Eurotiomycetes; Eurotiales; Aspergillaceae. Bases 1 to 1875 code for a protein of 624 amino acids. The record is from RefSeq and is a predicted model, not a curated record.